AUGUAUGAAACUGAAAACGAUGAACAGACAAAACCCCUCACCUACGCCGUCAGAAAAAACAAGAAUCUCCGGCGACUCUGCACCGACUGUUUACUCAAGGAGCAUCGUAACCUCUUCUGCCCAAUUUGUGUCGACGUCCCUCCUCCAGAAGAGAGCAUCGUCUGCCUCAAUUGCCCUUCCGCCGCCCACCUCGCUUGCCCUCCUCCUCCGCCAUCUCCCUUCACAUGCCCGCCGUGCUCUGACCCCAAUUUCUCCUUCUUCCCCAAAUCUAAACCUGACCAAGAAUCAGCCGACGCUCUCGUGGCAGCGGCCAAAAUCUCGGCGUUUUUGAUGAACAACGAGGCGGCUGAGUUAAAGAAGGAAGCACAUAAGAAGAUCUUCGCAGCCAAAGAGGCCAAGAGGAGAGCUAAGGAAGCUUUGGGAAAUCUUCAGGGCCUUGUUCUCAAGCAAAAAGCUUGGGAGAAGAAGAAUAGUGACGACCCUAACCCUAACAAGAGGAAGCACAGUGACCGUCGUUGAUUCACAAAUCUCUCUCUGCAAGAUCCUCGGGUUUUUUUUAUGAUAGAUGGGUUCAAGAAAAAGACUACUCUUUUUUGUUCAUUUGAUUCUUCAGUUGUUAGUUCACAGAGAGAAAGCUGGAGACUUUGAGUUUAAGGUUUAGAAUACUUCCUUUCCUUUUUUUUUUUGUAAUGGUGACUCAGAUGUAGUGACAAUUCAAACCUGUAAAAUUUAGUC
This is a messenger RNA of Brassica oleracea var. oleracea, 735 nucleotides long. RefSeq lists its product as uncharacterized. Lineage: Eukaryota; Viridiplantae; Streptophyta; Magnoliopsida; Brassicales; Brassicaceae. The coding region runs from base 1 to 519 and encodes 172 amino acids. The transcript is spliced from 2 exons. The record is from RefSeq and is a predicted model, not a curated record.